ACAGGAAAAACCUUGCUGGAACUCGUCAUCGAGCAGUUUGAAGACUUACUAGUUAGGAUUUUAUUGCUGGCAGCAUGUAUCUCUUUUGUCCUGGCUUGGUUUGAAGAAGGUGAAGAAACAAUCACGGCCUUUGUAGAACCCUUUGUGAUUUUACUUAUAUUAGUAGCCAAUGCAAUUGUGGGCGUAUGGCAGGAAAGAAAUGCUGAAAAUGCCAUUGAAGCCCUUAAAGAGUACGAGCCUGAGAUGGGCAAAGUGUACCGGCAGGACCGGAAGAGCGUCCAGCGGAUUAAAGCCAAAGACAUCGUUCCUGGCGAUAUCGUAGAAAUCGCUGUUGGCGACAAAGUUCCAGCUGAUAUAAGACUAACUUCCAUCAAAUCAACAACGCUGAGAGUGGACCAGUCGAUUCUCACAGGAGAGUCUGUGUCUGUCAUCAAGCACACUGACCCUGUCCCUGACCCACGGGCCGUCAACCAGGACAAGAAGAACAUGCUGUUCUCCGGCACCAACAUUGCCGCUGGAAAAGCCAUGGGAGUGGUCGUGGCAACUGGCGUCAACACCGAGAUCGGCAAGAUCCGGGACGAGAUGGUGGCCACGGAGCAGGAGCGGACGCCUCUCCAGCAGAAGCUCGAUGAGUUUGGAGAGCAGCUGUCCAAGGUCAUCUCUCUCAUCUGCAUCGCCGUCUGGAUCAUCAACAUCGGGCACUUCAACGACCCUGUGCACGGAGGCUCCUGGAUCCGAGGCGCCAUCUACUACUUCAAGAUUGCCGUGGCCCUGGCCGUCGCCGCCAUUCCUGAAGGCCUGCCCGCGGUCAUCACCACCUGCCUGGCCCUCGGAACGCGAAGAAUGGCAAAGAAAAAUGCCAUUGUCCGUAGUCUGCCUUCUGUGGAAACUCUGGGCUGCACCUCCGUCAUCUGCUCAGACAAGACGGGCACGCUGACGACAAACCAGAUGUCAGUCUGCAGGAUGUUCAUCCUGGACAAAGUUGAAGGUGAUUCUUGUUCUCUUAAUGAGUUCACUAUAACUGGAUCAACAUACGCGCCUAUUGGAGAAGUGCACAAGGAUGACAAACCUGUGAAAUGUCAUCAGUACGAUGGUCUUGUUGAAUUGGCAACAAUCUGUGCUCUCUGCAAUGACUCAGCGUUGGAUUACAAUGAGGCAAAGGGUGUGUACGAAAAAGUGGGAGAGGCUACAGAGACUGCACUCACGUGUCUGGUGGAGAAGAUGAACGUGUUCGAUACGGAAUUGAAGGGUCUUUCUAAAAUAGAGCGAGCGAACGCCUGCAACUCGGUCAUUAAACAACUGAUGAAGAAAGAAUUUACCCUGGAGUUUUCACGAGAUCGAAAGUCCAUGUCCGUUUACUGUACGCCAAACAAGCCCAGCCGGACCUCCAUGAGCAAGAUGUUUGUGAAGGGGGCUCCCGAAGGCGUCAUUGACCGCUGCAGCCACAUCCGGGUCGGAAGCACCAAGGUCCCCAUGACCCCCGGCGUCAAGCAGAAGAUCAUGUCUGUCAUUCGAGAGUGGGGCAGUGGCAGCGACACCCUGCGCUGCCUGGCUCUGGCCACGCACGACAGCCCACUGAGGAGAGAGGAGAUGAACCUGGAGGACUCGGCCAACUUCAUCAAGUAUGAGACCAACCUGACCUUUGUCGGCUGCGUGGGCAUGCUGGACCCCCCGAGGAUCGAAGUGGCCUCCUCAGUGAAGCUGUGCAGGCAGGCGGGCAUCCGCGUCAUCAUGAUCACCGGGGACAACAAGGGGACGGCCGUGGCCAUCUGCCGCCGCAUCGGCAUCUUCGCUCCGGAUGAAGACGUGACGUCCAAGGCCUUCACGGGCCGCGAGUUCGACGAGCUCAGCCCCCCGGCGCAGAGGGACGCGUGCCUUACAGCCCGCUGCUUCGCCCGCGUGGAACCCUCCCAUAAGUCCAAGAUCGUGGAGUUCCUGCAGUCCUUCGACGAGAUCACGGCCAUGACGGGGGAUGGGGUGAACGAUGCACCUGCGCUCAAGAAGUCCGAGAUCGGCAUCGCCAUGGGCUCUGGCACCGCCGUGGCCAAGACGGCCUCCGAGAUGGUGCUGGCCGACGACAACUUCUCCACCAUCGUGGCUGCAGUGGAGGAGGGCCGGGCCAUCUACAACAACAUGAAGCAGUUCAUCCGCUACCUUAUCUCCUCCAACGUCGGGGAGGUCGUCUGCAUCUUCCUGACCGCAGCCCUGGGGUUCCCUGAGGCGCUUAUCCCUGUCCAGCUACUCUGGGUCAACCUGGUGACCGAUGGCCUGCCCGCCACGGCCCUGGGCUUCAACCCUCCGGACCUGGACAUCAUGAACAAGCCACCUCGGAACCCCAAGGAGCCACUGAUCAGCGGGUGGCUCUUCUUCCGCUACCUGGCGAUUGGCUGUUAUGUGGGUGCUGCCACCGUGGGUGCCGCUGCCUGGUGGUUUAUCGCUGCUGACGGCGGGCCUCGCGUCUCCUUCUACCAGCUGAGCCACUUCCUGCAGUGCAAAGACGACAACCCGGACUUUGAGGGCGUGGACUGUGCGAUCUUCGAGUCCCCAUACCCAAUGACAAUGGCGCUGUCUGUCCUUGUCACCAUAGAGAUGUGUAAUGCCCUCAACAGCCUGUCUGAGAACCAGUCGCUGCUCCGGAUGCCCCCCUGGGAGAACAUCUGGCUCGUGGGCUCCAUCUGCCUGUCCAUGUCCCUGCACUUCCUCAUCCUCUACGUUGAGCCCCUGCCGCUCAUCUUCCAGAUCACGCCGCUCAACCUGACCCAGUGGCUGAUGGUGCUGAAGAUGUCCCUGCCCGUCAUCCUCCUGGACGAGACGCUCAAGUUCGUGGCCCGCAACUACCUGGAGCCCGGUAAAGAGUGUGUGCAGCCGGCCCGGCCGGGCUCACUCUCGGCCUGCACCGCGGGCGUCUCGUGGCCCUUCGUGGUGCUCGUGGUGCCCCUGGUGGUCUGGGUCUAUAGCACAGACACUAACUUCACCGACAUGUUCUGGUCUUGA
Molecule: messenger RNA, 2994 nt
Organism: Elephantulus edwardii (Cape elephant shrew)
Lineage: Eukaryota; Metazoa; Chordata; Mammalia; Macroscelidea; Macroscelididae
Gene: ATP2A2
Product: ATPase, Ca++ transporting, cardiac muscle, slow twitch 2
Exons: 18
Coding region: 244-2994 (916 amino acids)
Biological process (GO): calcium ion transmembrane transport; intracellular calcium ion homeostasis; regulation of cardiac muscle contraction by calcium ion signaling
Cellular component (GO): membrane
Molecular function (GO): ATP hydrolysis activity; P-type calcium transporter activity involved in regulation of cardiac muscle cell membrane potential; ATP binding
Source: RefSeq, a predicted model, not a curated record